Electrophorus electricus (electric eel) is the source of this 1157-nucleotide messenger RNA. It is a transcript of the gene armc1l, whose product is annotated as armadillo repeat containing 1, like. The record is from RefSeq and is a predicted model, not a curated record. Gene Ontology annotation, molecular function: metal ion binding; protein binding. NCBI's taxonomy places the organism in Eukaryota, Metazoa, Chordata, Actinopteri, Gymnotiformes, Gymnotidae.
CACGAAAUUCGUAUUUGUGACCGGCGACGCUGACAAAGUAGUGCUUACAAAGAUCAAGUAAGAUGAUGGAUGCAUUGUCAGUAGUGACCCAGCUGCGCGACCUGGCCUCUGAGCCUCAGACCCGGGAGGCUAUAGUUCAGGACCAGGGUUGCCUUCCUGGCCUUGUGCUGUUCCUUGACCACAAAGACCCUCGGGUUCUUUUUGCCACUCUGCAGACUCUGAGAUACCUUGCAGAAUUGCCUCAAAAUGUUAACACCAUGAAGAAUGAACUUGGCAUGAUGGUGAGCCUGGAGGCACUGAUGGAGAAGAGUGGACCGAAUGGUGAUAUUAUAGAGCUCACACAAGAUGUACACAGAGUGUUGAGUGCUCCUGAGAGCACAGACACUUUUAGUACUCCAGAGCCACAGAGGAGGAGGAAUAAACCUCAGUUUUUCAUCAACAGUACCAACAAAAAGGCUAAAACAGUCACUCUGCACAUACAGGGCUUGGAUGGCACAGACCAGCGAGGUGUCUGUGAGGAGGCUCUCCUGAAGGUUAAAGGAGUGAUCAGUUUCACUUUCCAGCUGGCCCUGAAAAGGUGUACUGUGCGGGUGCGUGCCGACCUGCCCACUGAGAGCUUGGCCUCAGCCAUCGCUGCAACUAAAGUGCUUGUAGCCCAGCAAGUGGUGAAGAGUGAGACUGGUGAGGAGGUUCUCAUCCCUCUCAGCACAGCAGACACACAGGUAGAGGAGAACACCCACUUGCCAGACUACCUGCCCGAAGACGAGAGUCCUGAGAAGGAGAUGGACCGUGCCAUCUCCCGCACCGGAGCCAAACAGGACGGGAGCGGCAGCUGGCUGAACGCUGCUGCUAGCUUCCUCACCAAGACAUUCUACUGGUGAGCGACCUCCCCAUACCACCACUGCACAUGAAUAUCUGUGUCAGCGGGACCACGGAGCAUCUGUACAGGCGCCUGUGAACCAGUUUAAAACUGAGGACUCCCAACUACAGUGAAGUGCAGACCUAUUCAGGUCAAAUGACUUUCGCCUACCUCUACCAAAUUUGUCAAGCGAUGCUGUAAUAUCCAGCUAAGAUGAUACUGACUGAUGGAUUUAAUGACGGUGGAAAUGCUCUCUUCCCCUUGAACAUCUCAAUUGGUAAAUUUUCUGUCCGUCGCA